Protopolystoma xenopodis is the source of this 525-nucleotide messenger RNA. The record is from the annotation of a GenBank genome assembly. Lineage: Eukaryota; Metazoa; Platyhelminthes; Monogenea; Polystomatidea; Polystomatidae.
GUUGGUCAGAUUUUGGCAUCUGGCUCGGAUGCAGAUGAGAACAGCUUAGAUUCAGACAUCCCCCAGAACCAAAAUUACAGGCCGCGUCAGCAGCAGAAGUACCAGACACAACUCCAGUUUCAGCAUCAGCUCCAUCAACAUUGUGUUUGUAGCUGUCCUUCUGCCAGUCAGCCAACAUCAGACGCUUUAAGGCGCGGCUAUGACGUUUGCAUCAACUGUACUGCUGAUGAAAGAUCGGCUAUUCGCGAGGUGGCCGGCAUUAGCUUAGGAAAAGAAGAGAUUGGGACAGAAGAUAGUCCAGAUAAAGAUGGUGAAGAUGAAGAGGAGGAAGAUGCAGAGGAUGAAGAAUAUGAUGAAGAAAAUGAAGAGAAUGUGGACGAAGGACAUGCAGAGUCAAGACGAAGGAGGGAUACCGGAUUUGGACUGCCUGAUCAGGCUGGAAUUGGCCACUCUCCAGACUCUGGUGCACAUUAUAGCCCUUUUGUGACUGGAGCUUUGACUGGAGAUAAUCCUGGUGGGUGUUAG